AUGUCAUUUGGUUUCGAUGCUCGACCAGCUCCGGCGGUCGUGAUCCGCAGACUGCCGCGCAACACCAGCGCGGAAACCCUCAGAAGCAUGUUGAUAUUUGCUGGGGAUCUGAUAGACACCGAAUUCAUCCGCUCACCGUACCCGGAAGACCAGGGCUUCGCUACGGCGGUCGCACGUUUUCAAAGUUCCACGGGAGCGUUUGAGGCGCAACAGAAGCUACACGGCAAGCCAAAUACCGCAAAAGACGCGACCAUGAUUGUCGAAACUCAUGGCGGCAGUGCAACGUCUUCGUUCGAAAGACGCAAUACCGUCGAUGGAGCUUCGGCCACUUCUCGCACUCCUACGAGUUCCUCCUCCUCGGUCGGCUCUCUUGGUGGUCCGCCGGGCCGUUCGCGUUUUGGGAGCACAUUCCACCCAAGCGAAAAGGUCUCACCACCACUAUCGAUGUCAAGUUCUGGCGGCACUGGAGACUUCCCAAUACCGGAGUCUAGCGCGCAUUUCCAAAAUCUGUUCUCGCCACAGUCGCCUUUGACGAAUGGCCACCACCGAAUUUCCGGCAAAUCCAUGAUCAACGACGACUCGGUCGAUGACGAGACCGGUGAGCUGUUGAAGGAUCCGGUGGCGUACGCCAAAAGUGGUCAGCAGCCAGCCAUGCGCAGGUCGACCAACCCUCAGAUACCAUUAGGUCGCUUCGCCAGCAUGUCUCUCAGCUCGCCUAACGGCGGCCACAAUACCGGACAUGUAUCCGGCAAUGGGUACGGCUCGCCGCGGGGCACUUCUGCCCUGCACAGUCCGGUUCCGCCAAUGUCACCGACAGAUGGUCCACAUGCCGGCCCAAACGGACAAUACAUGGCCGCCAACUACCCGAGACCGCACUACCCGCCUGUGAAUCCCGCCGAUCAAAACCCUCCAUGCAAUACCCUGUAUGUGGGCAAUCUUCCAAUCGAUACAUCCGAGGACGAGCUCAAGUCUCUGUUCUCCAAGCAGCGCGGGUAUAAGCGGCUCUGCUUCCGAACGAAGCAAAACGGACCCAUGUGCUUUGUCGAGUUUGAGGACACUUCUUUCGCGACCAAGACCCUUCAUGAGCUCUAUGGUCAUCCUCUGCAUAACAGUGUCAAGGGCGGCAUUCGGCUGAGCUUUUCGAAGAACCCGCUAGGAGUGCGCUCCGGGCAGACAAACGGUAUCAGUCCACACGCCGCCAUGUCGCCGCAAGCGAUGGCGCCAGGUCUGGGAGGUAUGAUGAACGGCUACAGCUCUGUAUCCGGCCCGCCGCCGGGACUCGGUUCUGGCAUGAUGAAUGGUGGCUCUUACCGCGGACCACCACCAAUCACCACGGACAGCAUGUUCUCCAACCCUUUCGGCAUGGCCUCGCCUGAUUUCGCCGCUCAGUUGAGUCCGCGGAACACUUUCUCGGGUGGCAUUCCACCUACCCUCGGCGCUGGCAUGUAUGGCAGGGAUAGCCGCAAUCACAGCUAUGCAGACUACAUGCCUCGACACUAA
This is a messenger RNA of Zymoseptoria tritici IPO323, 1500 nucleotides long. RefSeq lists its product as uncharacterized. The transcript has a single exon. Bases 1 to 1500 code for a protein of 499 amino acids. The record is from RefSeq and is a predicted model, not a curated record. Gene Ontology annotation, molecular function: mRNA binding. NCBI's taxonomy places the organism in Eukaryota, Fungi, Ascomycota, Dothideomycetes, Mycosphaerellales, Mycosphaerellaceae.